This is a messenger RNA of Oncorhynchus kisutch (coho salmon), 1179 nucleotides long. It is a transcript of the gene tas2r202, whose product is annotated as taste receptor, type 2, member 202. Bases 202 to 1179 code for a protein of 325 amino acids. Gene Ontology annotation, molecular function: bitter taste receptor activity; G protein-coupled receptor activity. Gene Ontology annotation, biological process: G protein-coupled receptor signaling pathway; sensory perception of taste. The record is from RefSeq and is a predicted model, not a curated record. The transcript has a single exon. NCBI's taxonomy places the organism in Eukaryota, Metazoa, Chordata, Actinopteri, Salmoniformes, Salmonidae. Gene Ontology annotation, cellular component: membrane.
GCUAUGUGUUGGUCUGAUUCAAAUGAAGAAAACCCUUGACUGUCUGUGUUAAGUGAAGAAUUUGAAAGUAAAUGUCAUAUUAAAAAAGCUUGCAAAAUAUGGUAUUGAAACAUUCAGGCACUACCUCCCCCUCAACCUCAAACACACCUUAAAAUACCUCAAAUUAGCUGGUGGACAUUGUUUUAAAGAACCAACAGCACCAUGCAAGGAGCUAAUAAGGUGACUAUCUGGGUCAUAACUGGCCUGAUGGCCGUCCUCACCAUGUUCUUCAACCUGUUCAUCUUCCUGAUGAGCCUGAGGAGCUAUAAGCAGAACAAACACUGGACCCCCUGUGAAACCAUCAUCACAGCCCUGUCCUUGGCCAAUGGAGCUCACCAGCUGCUCUGCUAUCUCUGGAUGACCAUGACCGAAAUAGACAAAGACUGCCGACUGGAAGAGCUGUUCUACUCCUUAAUGAUAUUGACAGUGUUCAGCCUCAAGUUCACUAUCAUGUGGACCACCUCCUUCCUGACCUUCUACUACAGCACCAAGCUAGUGAUCGAGCCCAUCCACUGCUACACCAAGAUCCAGGAGGCCAUCCUGAAGCACGUCACCACGGUGGUCCUGGUCAUCCCUAUGUGUGGUCUCAGCACGUGUCUGCCUAUGCUGACUGUCCUCGUCCCUGAGAACAAUACAUCGGAAAACAAGGACUGCGGUUCCAUCAUGCCUAAUGACACCCCUGGCAUGAUCUAUAACACUGUUUAUCUAGUCCUCUCUAAUAUCCUACCGGGAGUUCUGAUGGUAAAGUGUUGCAUAUCCAUCUCUGUUCACCUGGGCAUCCAUCUCCAGCACAUGAAGGCCAGUACCAAUGGUUCCCACGCACCCAAGCUGGGCUCUGAGAUGCGGGUGAUACGCAUGACCCUCGCCCUGGUGGUUGUUUUCCUCUGUUUCAUGGUGGUUGAUUUAUAUGCGUACUAUCAGGUGACGGUGAAGAAAGAGAAUGCUAUUCUGCUCUCUUUUCUCUUCACCUCCAUCUAUACCACUUUCAGUGCCUUGGUUCUUAUCUACGGUAAGAAGACAUUCUGGAAGGUUCUCCUCCACUCUUACAAUGUCGGCCUGGAAGAGUUUCCCUGUCUGUCCUGCCUAAAGGUGCCAGAGACCAAAUGCAAACCCAGCUCUGCUCACACAGUCAAACACUGA